Molecule: messenger RNA, 1311 nt
Organism: Musa acuminata subsp. malaccensis (wild Malaysian banana)
Lineage: Eukaryota; Viridiplantae; Streptophyta; Magnoliopsida; Zingiberales; Musaceae
Product: mitogen-activated protein kinase kinase kinase 18
Biological process (GO): protein phosphorylation; signal transduction
Molecular function (GO): protein kinase activity; ATP binding
Source: RefSeq, a predicted model, not a curated record
GCCGACUCCCAUUUGUUCGGUCCCCUUCCCUCAUCUGCUUUCGUUUGAGCCUUCGCUGUCACUCUCUCGCGUCGAGCUUAAACAAGGAUGGCGAUUGAUGCGUGGCGCCGUGGCCGGAUCGUAGGCCGGGGAGCCUCCGCCACCGUCUCCGUCGCCGCUUCGCUUUCGUCCGGCGAGAUCUUCGCGGUCAAGUCCGCGGAGCUUUCCUCCUCCGGGGACCUGCAGAGGGAGCAGAGGAUCCUGUCUUCGCUCGAUUCGCCCUAUGUCGUCUCUUAUUUUGGCUUCGAGGUUGGCCUCUGCUACGAUCUCUUCAUGGAGUACGCUCCCGGGGGCUCCAUGUCUGACGAGAUCAAGAAGCGGGGCGGUCGGCUGGACGAGCUCAACAUCCGGUCCUACACGUGUGACCUCCUCCGGGGGCUGGCAUACCUCCACUCGAACGGCGUCGUUCACUGUGAUCUGAAGAGCCAAAACGUCUUGAUUUGCUCCGGCGGGCGGGCGAAGAUCGCGGACUUCGGGUGCGCGCGGCGGGCGGACGAGGAGGACAAGGAUGGCGGAGGACGCGUCCAACCGAGGGGCACGCCCAUGUUCAUGGCGCCGGAGGUCGCGCGGGGGGAGGAGCAGAGUGCCCCGGCGGACGUCUGGGCCCUGGGAUGCACCGUCAUCGAGAUGGCCACAGGGCAGCCGCCGUGGCCGCACGCCUCGGAUCCCGUCUCCGCUCUCCACCGAAUCGCGUUCUCGGCGGCCGUGCCAGAGUUCCCCUGCUGGCUCUCGGAAGACGGAAAUGACUUCUUGAGCAGGUGCCUGAGGAGGGAUCCCAGGGAGCGGUGGUCGGCAGAGCAACUCCUCCGGCACCCAUUCGUUGCGUCUUGGACCUCGAAUCCCCUAGAUUACCGCUGGGUUUCUCCCAAGAGCACGCUCGAUCAGGGCUUCUGGUCGGCGCUCUCGGAGGAGGAGGAGGAAGAAGACGAGGAGUCGCUCGAACAACCAGCGGAGGACGCGUCCGAGAGAAUGCAGAGCUUGCUUGGCAUUGCGCCCAACUGGACGUGGGGCGAGGACUGGGUGACGGUGCGAAGCGACGGCAGGGAUCGCAGCGUCGACGAGGUGACCCGCGGCAGCGAGGCUUUCACGGACGUGAGCGUCACGAGCAACAGCGAGGAAUUCGUGUUCAGCACGAAUCACACAGAGGGAUCAAGUGAUCGCGCUAUUAUUAAAGCGAAUUGUAAUUUUAAUGAUACAAGCUAUGUUGAAAUAGCAGAGGGAAUAAAAGAGCAGCUUGCUUUGAUAUGUGAAUGUGUUCGAAUGUGCAUCUGA